ACGUCAAAAAAAUUGUCCAUGUGAUGUCGACGCUAGUAUGAUUAUUGUAAUUCGCUUCGUAUUUUGUGGAUGGUACAGAAAUAAAAUCCUCUCAGAUUCUUGAAAUUUACCCUAUAAUUACGUGUAUAAGCAAGGAGCAUUACUCGAAGCAAGUUUAACGACGCUUGAGAGAACUGAGCUUGACCUGAACUGACCAGACACCAGAAUCAGCAGGCAUGGCCUUCCGGGACGAUCACACGGAAGUCAGCCCUCCCUACUCCAGGGUAUUCAUUGUCUGCGGCAAACUCAAUGAGGAUGACCUCAGACCUCUGUUUGAAAAGCACGGCGAACUCGAAGACCUUUACAUACCUAGAGAUCGAAACACCGGAAUCGGUAAAGGUGUAGCCUAUGUAAAAUACUACAAAACCUCAAGUGCCGCCGCGGCCAUUGAAGAGCUCCAUCUUAAAAAAGUCGACAAGCACUCCAAACCUCUCAAAGUUAUGGUUGCUAAUCAAAAACAUGACACUGACGCAGUCAGCGAGGAUAAAUACAAGCGCCUGUUCAUCAAAGUACCGAAGCAAGCAUCAGAGAGCGACAUAAAAGACCACUUCUCCGAGUUUGGUUGUGUGGAAUACGUUAAGAUGCCCAAAGAUAGAUCGACUAACGAAAGCAAAGGUUUCGCGUAUGUCCAGUACAAGUCGUUCCUUGAAGCUGCGAAGGGGUAUGAAGGGUGUGACCGCAAGUACAGAGCAAUGUUCGCGACACCUAAAGAGGAGUUGCAACGCAGUAGAAGUGGUCAAGGUCAAGACAAUUCGAUGGAUAUUCGACCCGACAAUGGGUUCUACCCGCAACCGGUUUACCCUCAAAACUCUGUGAGCUCUAUGAUAAAUACCCCAUCUGACGGCUACGUCACGGUUAAUGUAACUUGCAGCCCUCAAGUCUCUCAGCAACCUCUCGAGCAGCUUUUCAACAUCGUACCUGGAAUGCAACAGUUCCAGUUCUCCGUCGACCCUUACAACGGUUAUGCAAAAGCGUUAGUCACAUACGAAAACGCGUCCGCGGCAGCGUAUGCUGUCGAAAAAAUCAACAACUAUCAAUUCCCGUCAGGGGAAAUUCUUACUGUGAAACCGGAGAAUCAGUUAAAGAGAGUGGCCAACGACUUGACUAAUAUGGUCGACGUUUUUAAGAAGUCUCUAGACGGGGGUGGUCCAAGCCCGAACCUCAUGCAGCUAGCUGAAGCCAUAGCUCAAGCAUCGUCGUUGAUUAAAAAAGCGACUUCCAUACAAGUUGAGAGUGAGCAGCUUAUUGAUACCCGUGUUGAUCGUCCGCAGUUUGAUGAUUUUUGGAGCUCUCUGCCGCCAUCGCAGCCAAUGCUCGAUCGUGACGCUAGGGUCGCAAAGCGUUGCUUCAUAGUCUUCCAUCCUCACCCGCCUCCGCCCGCUUACUUAAGAGAUAUCUUCUGCCGCUUCGGAGACCUGAUAGACGUGUCGACAUUCACUCAUAAAACCUAUGGAUAUGCGAAAUACGGAUCCAGGAGAGCCGCCGAUAACGCGAUUGCGUGUCUCCAUGGAAAGACUGUGAACGGGGUCAGAAUGAAGGUUCUGGAAGCUGAAGAGAAACCGUCGAGAGAUGACGAUGACGAAAUGGACGGAAGACGGAAGAGAUCUCGGAGGGACGAUGACUAAAAUAUCAUUUUUAAAGGGACUUGAGUGGUUUAAUCAGAUGAUUACACAAUAAAGUGACUAGGGGCCAGUUGCACCAACCACAAUUGACAGACUGAUCAACGUCAGUCGUUAGUCAACAGUGAACUAAGAAAUAUCCCGUACAAUUCAAUUUAACGAACGUCUUAACGGUGACACACGGUUUGAUGCAACCGACCCUUACUUAAAAACAGUCAAGAGUGUUUACUAGACGAUGGGAGUGCACCGUCGACAAAGAAGAAAGAUGGAGAAACAAAACCUUAAUAUUGUUCUCUAGAGAGGAGGUCUUUGCGAGGUUCUUGUUAUUUUUUCGUCUGGGCGAAAGAGCGCGGGGACAGUAUCUUGGGAGUCGCGCGCGAUAUACACUGCCCGUCCCUCUAAUUAAUACAGUUAGACUAGUGGCUCUGUGAGCUGUAGACCUCGCGAUAAACUUAAAAAAUGUAAAAAUUAAAACAUACUUCGUUGAGUCAUUGUCUCAGCGAACUCACAGCAGUCUUAAGUGCCCUACUGGCUUUAAGUCUUUUAUGCCAAUUUCCUCCAUUUUGAAUACUUAAAAAAAAAGGUCAUUUUUUUUAUCUAACUACCGAUGCUGCUUAUAAAAUUUCACGAGAAUCUGUUACGAAAUACGACCUGCAGAGGAGAGGAGAACAUCCGGACAUACGGAAGCGUUUUUGUCCAAGCUGAAACGAAGGACGAAAACCUCGGUAAAAAAAAGACAGAGAGUCUAUCUCACGCGAGAUACUGUCGCGGCGAUCCUGUGCUAACCCCACUGCUAUCUUUUAGGGAACAACGAUUUUAUACUCAACGGAAUAUAUACGUUAAAUUAAUUAAUUUCUAUUAAAACCCAAUUAAUUCCAUUGUACUAGUAUUACAAAAAUUGCCUUAAAUUAGGUAAUGCAACUUUAAUGUUGGAAUAUUUGAGUAAAACGCUUUUUUAGUUUAUAAAUAGUUGUUUCAUGACUUUUAAUCAUUCAUGUAACUCUUUUAUAGUACAAGAACAUUUAGUGUUUCAGUUUUUCGGAUUUUUUUAGUUAUUAUGGCCGGCCAGGACUACCAUUGUCUCAUUCUAACAUAUUUUUUCGUUUAUGAAACAAAAUAAAUUUAUUUAUUUACUAAUACUUGUAGUAAUACUUCUUUUCUAUUUGCCUGACACUGUUUUCAUACAGGUUAGAAUUAAGGCGUUGAAUGUUAGUUUUAGUUUUAUAAUAAUAAGUACGAGUACAUUUGUAGUAGGCAAAAUGUAUACAGAGUGAUCUUAGGCUCAAAGCAAAAAUUAAUAUCCUACGUAGUUGUUUCUCGGGAAUGUGUUGUAAGUAAUACAGGCUUAAAGUCGUACAUAACUACAUACCUACUGGAGGCCUACCGCAAAAAUCUAAGUUCGUCAAUUGCGGGAUUUUUCUCUGUCACUCUAAUUACGUCUUAGUGAGAGUAAAAGAGAAAGAUCCCCGCAAUUUGCGAAUUUCGGUUUUCCCGGUAGGCCCCCUGAUCCAUUCAAACCAUUGUCAAAAAUCUACUUGUACUUUUACGUUUGGUUUGUUUCGAUAGAGACAGCCAGCCUGUAAGUACGUUGUAUUUUCUUAUAUGACAUAUUUCAAAUUGUAAAAGAUUUAAUAUACCUAAACUUUCCUUAAUUAAAUAAA
Messenger RNA from Cydia pomonella (codling moth), 3319 nucleotides. Its product is annotated as RNA-binding protein 45-like. The transcript is spliced from 2 exons. The record is from RefSeq and is a predicted model, not a curated record. Gene Ontology annotation, molecular function: RNA binding. Bases 216 to 1664 code for a protein of 482 amino acids. NCBI's taxonomy places the organism in Eukaryota, Metazoa, Arthropoda, Insecta, Lepidoptera, Tortricidae.